Molecule: messenger RNA, 758 nt
Organism: Sinocyclocheilus grahami
Lineage: Eukaryota; Metazoa; Chordata; Actinopteri; Cypriniformes; Cyprinidae
Product: zona pellucida sperm-binding protein 3-like
Exons: 3
Coding region: 39-758 (239 amino acids)
Biological process (GO): binding of sperm to zona pellucida; positive regulation of acrosome reaction; egg coat formation
Cellular component (GO): extracellular matrix
Molecular function (GO): acrosin binding
Source: RefSeq, a predicted model, not a curated record
CUGAUGUGCACUGAGGUAGUGUGUCAGAGUUUCUUAGGAUGGGUGUCCUGCAAGCUUUGUUAGUGCUGGGUGUGAUUGGGGCAUUUGACCUGAAGAAUGCAUGGGGAAGUUUGAGAUAUGGUCAAAGUCCAAGCAGCAUGAAGCCACAAUUAGAUCCAGCUUCUGGAGGUCCUGCUCUUUCUUCUCAAGGGUUCUGGAACCCUUUGCAAAAGGCUUCUCCGUUUCAGAGUCUUGACUCCAGAAGAUUUGCACAAGAGCCUCUUGGUCUUCAGGAGAAGCAGAUGUUGCAGGGUCCAGUGAAGCCUUUGGACUGGAGGUUUCCCGUUGUUCCGGAGGUGCCGAGCGAGAUGGCGGAGGACUUCCAGUUGAGGCAACCCGUGACUCCCGGUAGUGUAGCUAUUCAAUGCGGUGAGAACCGGGUUCUGGUUGAGGUAAAGCAAGACUUAUUUAGCAAUGGUCAACUGAUCCAGCCAUCUGGAUUGUCUUUGGGAGGAUGUCCCGUUGUUGGUGAGGACUCAAACUCUAGGGUGCUCAUCUUGGAGCAUGAACUGCAGGACUGCAACAGUGUGUUGAUGAUGACUGAGGAUGAGCUUGUCUACAGCUUUGCUCUUACCUACACUCCUGAGGCGCUCGCUGGCACUCCGAUUACUCGUGCCGAUGGUGCUGUUGUUGGUGUUCAAUGCCACUAUCAAAGGUCUCACAAUGUGAGCAGUAAUGCCUUGAGGCCAACUUGGGUCCCUUAUGCUAUAUCAUUUUAA